This is a messenger RNA of Sycon ciliatum, 1476 nucleotides long. RefSeq lists its product as uncharacterized. Gene Ontology annotation, molecular function: protein dimerization activity. Lineage: Eukaryota; Metazoa; Porifera; Calcarea; Leucosolenida; Sycettidae. The record is from RefSeq and is a predicted model, not a curated record. The transcript is spliced from 2 exons. Bases 1 to 1476 code for a protein of 491 amino acids.
AUGCGUCCUUUGAACAUUGUAAAUGACGAUGGGCUCACGCGGUUGCUUCGUUUCAUGGAGCCCAGAUUCAACGUCCCGAGUCGAACUCAUAUUGCCUCCGUCGUCAAGCGCAAACACUCCGAUGGCAAGGAGGAAGUGAAGGCCAGGAUGAAGUCUGCUCGUCGUGUGGCAGUGACGACCGAUGGCUGGACAUCAAAAGCAGUCCGGUCGUACUCGACGUUCACCGCCCAUUUCCUCGACGACAACUGGGACUUACAGAGUGUUGUGUUAGGGACGCGGCCUUUGGACGACAGGCACACAGCAGUAAACAUCGCUGCACAGUUGAAAGAAAUUGUUGAGGAGUUCGGCAUAAGUGAGAGGGUAGUGGCCAUUGUGCACGACGAGGCUCGGAACAUGGUUGCUGCCAGCACACUGCUUCAAGCUGAUAGUGAUAGUGAUGUCCAGGGUGUUGUGUGUGCUGCACACAUGCUGCAGACGUGCUUGCGCCAUGCGCUGGACAGCAGCAAGCCAGUGCAGAAGCUUCUAGCUGAGGGUCGACGUCUUGUGGGGCAUUUCCACCACAGCUCCCACGCAACUGCUCAGCUAAACGCCCAGCAAGUGAGCCAUGCUAAGGAGAACAAGCUCACCCUCCAGCAGCCACUCCGUCUGAUGCAGGACGUCACAACCAGGUGGAACAGCAUGUAUUAUAUGUUGCGACGCUUGCUGGAGCUAAGGCCUCACGUGAACUCUGUUCUGGUGGACACUGCCAAGACGCCCAAGGCUGACCAUAGGGCAUUGCUCUUGAAAGAGAAGCGUUGGGCUACUGCUGAGCAGCUCAUGGAGGUCUUAGCUCCUUCGGAAAAAGCGACGCGCCUUCUGAGUGGUCAGAAAUAUCUGACUAUCUCAUGUGUGAUGCCAGUCGUCAUGUCUCUGCACACCAUGGCGCUAGCAGAUGCGGGCAAGGCGGCAGCCAAUGUAAAGCUGGAGCUGCUGCAACGCUGCAUAGCUGACGGCCAGGAGGCAACAACAGCAGCCGAACCAGCACCAAAGCGUACUCCUCAGGAUUUGGAUUUGUUCUUCGGAGCUGCCACAGUGGAGGAGGUAUCAUACAGUGCUGCAGUCGAGAGGGAGCUGGAGGUGUAUUUCAGCGAAACAACCGCACCUCCAGCUACUAAUCCACUGAAGUGGUGGUGCAUCAAUGAGGACCGGCUGCCACACCUUGCGAAGGUCGCCAAGGCUAUUUUGUGUGUGCCGGCAACUUCCGUUCCUUCCGAGAGAGUGUUCUCGGCUGCCGGCCACAUCGUCAGCAAGCGUCGUGCUGGUCUCUCAGAAGAGAGCGUAGACGCCCUGAUCUUCCUCCAGCAGAACAAGUCGCUGAAGGUGCACACCAGCCAUGUUGUCCCGCCUGAGUUCCGUGCGCCCGUGACCGAGGAAGCUCCUGUUGCUCUGGAUGUUGUGCUGGACGAUGAGCUCCCUCUGCAGCUGCCGUCUCUGUAA